Molecule: messenger RNA, 1103 nt
Organism: Zingiber officinale
Lineage: Eukaryota; Viridiplantae; Streptophyta; Magnoliopsida; Zingiberales; Zingiberaceae
Product: 40S ribosomal protein S3-3-like
Exons: 6
Coding region: 111-812 (233 amino acids)
Biological process (GO): translation
Cellular component (GO): nucleus; cytosolic small ribosomal subunit
Molecular function (GO): structural constituent of ribosome; RNA binding
Source: RefSeq, a predicted model, not a curated record
CUAAACCCGUAUUUAACAUCAAAGUACUCCGCCCCGAUAUCUAGGGUUGCGUCGAAGACGAGUGCACAGCACACCGAGGCGAGUAGGCGGCGGUGGUAGUGCGGUUUGCCAUGGCGACGCAGAUGAGCAAGAAACGAAAGUUUGUGGCGGAUGGAGUUUUCUUCGCCGAGUUGAACGAGGUCCUGACUAGAGAGCUUGCGGAGGAUGGGUAUUCGGGUGUCGAGGUAAGGGUUACGCCCAUGAGAACUGAGAUCAUUAUUCGUGCUACUCGCACUCAGAACGUACUCGGCGAGAAGGGUAGAAGAAUCAGGGAGUUAACGUCGGUGGUGCAGAAAAGAUUCAAAUUUCCUGAGAAUGGCGUUGAGCUCUAUGCAGAGAAGGUGAACAAUAGGGGGCUCUGUGCCAUUGCUCAAGCUGAAUCGCUGCGCUACAAGCUUCUUGGUGGCCUUGCUGUUCGAAGGGCAUGUUAUGGUGUGUUGAGGUUUGUCAUGGAGAGUGGUGCAAAAGGAUGUGAGGUAAUUGUGAGUGGAAAACUUAGGGCCCAGCGAGCUAAAUCUAUGAAGUUCAAAGAUGGGUACAUGAUUUCUUCUGGUCAGCCAGUCAAGGAAUACAUUGACUCAGCAGUGAGGCAUGUUCUCCUUAGACAGGGUGUUCUUGGAAUCAAGGUCAAAAUUAUGUUGGAUUGGGAUCCGAAAGGGAAGCAAGGCCCCACCACCCCUCUUCCUGAUCUCGUCACCAUCCAUCCAGCAAAGGAUGAAGAGGAAUACCUUAAGCCAGCACUGCUGGUGCCUGCAGAUAUUCCCGUUGCCUGAUCUCAACUCCUUUUCCCAUGCCUUUUACUCUUUAGAGAUGUUCACUUCCUCAUGACUUGUAAUGAGAAGGUUGUCUUUGCUUUAGCCUUUAUUUUUUUUAAGGAUUUCAGACUUAUUCUAAAUUAAUGUUAAUUGUGUUUGCUGGUCCUUUUGCUUCUGUAAUUUUCUUUUACUGAAAAGUAGGCUCUCAAAUAAACUUAUAUGGAUAUUUGUUGUAUUUCUCUAGGGUUUAAUUAUGAUUAUACUGGAGUGGAGUGACUAAAGUAAAGCAUGUUAUUGGCUUCUGACUCU